AUGAAUGAAGACUUGUUUCAAGGUUCAACACCUGGCUCUGCUGGCACUAUGUCUAAAAGUGGUUGGUCCAAUUCUACCAUAUUCCUUGAGUACUUGGAACGUCAUUUUGUACGCUACAUUCAAAGGCAAAAUGCAAGUCAGCCAAUCCUAUUGAUAUUUGAUGGACACAAGUCGCAUAUCAAUGUUCCUGUACUAGAAUGGGCACAAAAGAAUAAUGUGCUUUUGUUUGUGCUUCCUGCCCAUACAAGCCAUUGCCUACAACCCUUGGAUAUUGGAUGCUUUGGUCCCUUACAAAAGAUUUACAAUAACAUGUGUCAAACAUUUGUGACGGACAACCCAUCUUCCAAAAUCACUAAAUUAAAUGUAGCUGCACUGGCUUCAAACGCAUAUGUCAAAGCACUCUCUAACAGCAAUCUAAAGGUGUCUUUUCAUAAACCUGGCAUAUAUCCUCUCGACAGAACAGCAGUCCCUGUUGACAACUUCAAGCCCUCCGAGCCAUAUGUCGGUUUAGACCCUACACCUGUCCCAGCUGCGGAUAAGUCUGACGUUGACUCAUAUUUCAAGGCUGCAGAGUCUGUUAUCGAUAAAAAGAAACAAUAUAAAAAAACAUCAAUCAAUAAAACACUAAGUAGUGUUGUUUCCGCGCAAGAAAUUACCCGAUCAGACAUAUGCCAGGAAAUUGUCAGCAAAGCACAGUCCCAGCCUUUGUGUGAACCGCCAGCACCCAAGAAGCGCAAAAACAAUUCCAACCUGAAAGUCUGUAAAAGGUCUGUCAGCUCACAAAAACACAAACAAUCCUGUUGUUACCCCAUUCCAGAACCGGUUCCUGGUCCAUCAACCAUAAACUUAAACCUUCAGUCAGAUUCAUAUUCUGAUGACUCUGACUCUGAUAUUGCUGACGAGGAUAAGUGCUGCGUUUGA
Messenger RNA from Dreissena polymorpha, 921 nucleotides. RefSeq lists its product as uncharacterized. The transcript has a single exon. The record is from RefSeq and is a predicted model, not a curated record. Gene Ontology annotation, molecular function: DNA binding. The coding region runs from base 1 to 921 and encodes 306 amino acids. Gene Ontology annotation, cellular component: nucleus. NCBI's taxonomy places the organism in Eukaryota, Metazoa, Mollusca, Bivalvia, Myida, Dreissenidae.